CUAUAUUAAAAAUAAAUAAAUUUAACAUAUCAAUAUAGGCCUACAGUUUGACUUAUUUUAUUAUGGUAGGCCUAAUUUUGGAAUCCCUCGGAAUAUGCAGUUAUGUUUCCUAACUGUUGGAAACAGCCUAAAAUCACGUGAUUAUUUGUUUUUAGAAAAUCAAUACUGUGACGUACAUCCUCUUGUUUAUGUGUAGGCCAGAAAUCAGAUGCUGGGCUAAUGGUAAAAGAACGAAAGCACAAUGGGAAAUACUGAUACAAAACUUAACUUUAGGAAAGCCGUCAUACAGCUUACAACAAAAACACAGCCUAUAGAAGCAAAUGAUGAAGCAUUCUGGGAACAGUUCUGGUCAGAAAGUGUAACAUGUGUUCAGGAUGUGUUUACUUUAAUACCGGCAGCUGAAAUAAGAGCACUGCGUGAGGAAUCCCCCUCUAAUCUAGCCACCCUGUGCUACAAGGCUGUUGAAAAACUGGUUACUGCUGCUGAAACAGGAUGUCCUUCACAAAGAGAACAGCAGACAGUUUUGAACUGUGUUCGCCUCUUGACCCGUAUACUUCCCUAUAUAUUUGAAGACCCUGAUUGGAGGGGAUUCUUUUGGUCAACUUUACCAGGUCAGGAGGAAGGGGAAGGUGACAGUCCUCCACUAGCCCAGUCACUGAUAGCUGCAACAUGUGAUUUAUUAUUCUGCCCUGAGUUUACUGUAGCCACAACAAGGAAAUCUGGACCAGAUAAUCCAGAAGACAUGGGAACAAUCGACAGUUGUGAAUACAUUUGGGAAGCAGGUGUAGGAUUCGCACACUCUCCACCACACAACUCAUUCCAUGACCAAAACAGGAUGGAGCUUCUGAAGCUUUUGUUGACCUGUUUCUCAGAGACCAUGUACCUUCCACCAGUGGCUGAUGCCCAUGUGACACCUAACCAGUGGAUCCAGUUCUUCACAUCAACUGAGAAUAGACAUGCGCUUCCCUUGUUUACUUCACUAGUAAACUGCUUGUGCUCCUACGACCCUGUGGGCUAUGGUGUACCCUACAACCAUCUCAUGUUUACUGACUCCCGUGAGCCUCUUGUCGAGGUGGCACUGCAAGUGCUGUGUGUGACCAUGGAGAAUGAUUCCAAUGCCCACCCUGUGUCUGUGGAUGGGACAAGUGGGGGGACAGCUAUGGAUCAGACUGGUGAGGGUGGUGGAUCAGACAAUUUAUUUUUGAAUUACCUUUCCAGGAUACAUAGGGAAGAGGAUUUCGCCUUUAUUUUAAAAGGCAUUACUCGUUUACUCAACAACCCACUCCAGCAGACCUACCUGCCAGGAUCCUGUAAAAGGAUACAGUUCUAUCAGGAGUUGCUGGUCCUGUUUUGGAAGAUGUGUGAUAUCAACAAAAAAUUCAUGUUCUUUGUUUUAAAAAGUAGUGACGUCCUGGACAUCUUGGUACCAAUUCUCUACAACCUAAACGAUGCCAGGGCUGACCAGUCCAGAGUUGGUCUAAUGCAUAUUGGUGUGUUCAUCCUCCUCUUACUGAGUGGGGAAAGAAACUUUGGUGUUCGUCUCAACAAACCCUACUCUGUUCGUGUACCAAUGGAUAUCCCAGUCUUCACAGGAACUCAUGCAGAUUUUUUGAUCAUUGUGUUUCACAAAAUCAUUACCACAGGUCAUCAACGUUUACAGCCUCUAUUUGACUGUCUGCUAACUAUUAUAGUCAAUGUCUCACCUUAUCUAAAAACUCUUUCAAUGGUUGCCAGUACUAAACUCCUCCAUUUGCUAGAGGCUUUCAGCACCCCCUGGUUCUUGUAUGCCAGCGCCACUAAUCAUCAUCUGGUCUUCUUUCUGCUGGAAGUCUUCAACAACAUUAUUCAGUAUCAGUUUGAUGGCAAUGCUAACCUUGUGUACACCAUUAUUCGCAAGAGGAAUGUGUUCCACCAGCUGGCCAACUUGCCGAUAGAUCAUUCAGCCAUAGCCAAAGCCAUGACAAAAAGGGGCAAGAAGUUUGCCGCACCCCCUCAAGAUACAAGGGAUCCCCAGACCAUGGAGGGGGCACAGCCAGCACUGGAGGCAGAACCAGGGACUCUCAAGGUUUCUUUAGCAGCCACUCCAAGAAUUGACAAAAUGACAGAGAGAGCUGCCCCUGAUGAGAACCACCACCAGCCAACACUGAAGGAGUUGGCGGAGUCUGUACAACCAGUCAAUGAGAUUCAGGAUCCUGUGGGUGACACAGACACCAGCCAAGCUUCAGAGAAACCAAUUAAAAAGUUGGAGAAGAGCAAUAGUGUGACAUCUCAAUCACCACCAGCAACAAGUCCAACACCAUCAGAAUCUGGUCGUCCUCCACUAGCAAAAACAGCCAGUACUGCAGGGCAGUGGGUCGCCUCCCCUGAAUGGGUACAAUCAUGGAAGCAAAAGUUACCACUGCAGACCAUUAUGAGAAUGCUACAGGUUUUGGUGCCACAAGUAGAAAAGAUCUGUAUUGAUAAAGGUUUGACAGAUGAGACAGAAAUCUUGAAGUUCCUCCAACAUGGUACAUUAGUUGGCCUGUUGCCAGUUCCACACCCAAUUUUAAUCAGAAAAUAUCAGGCUAACAGCGGAACCACUAUGUGGUUUCGUACUUAUCUGUGGGGUGUGAUUUACUUAAGAAAUGUGGACCCUCCAAUUUGGUAUGAUACAAAUGUUAAACUAUUUGAAAUUCAACGUGUAUAAUAAUUAAUGGCAUUUCAUCUUAAAGCAUGCGAAACAUUCUAGUCAAUUGAUCACUGGAUGUUUCAUGAGUUAUCUCCACUGAUCAAUCAUCCAUUGAUUGUCUUGUCUAUUUUUAUUUCUUGUAAGUCAUAAAUUCUUAUUUAUUGCAUA
This is a messenger RNA of Physella acuta, 2836 nucleotides long. RefSeq names its product protein HID1. The record is from RefSeq and is a predicted model, not a curated record. Gene Ontology annotation, cellular component: Golgi trans cisterna; membrane; Golgi medial cisterna. Lineage: Eukaryota; Metazoa; Mollusca; Gastropoda; Physidae.